AGAGAUUAAAUUCAAGAUGUCUGCGCCCUUGUAAGAAAGUGUUACACAACAAUUAUUUAUGUAAAAACAAUAUUUCUGAGUGAUCAAACCCAGCAUCCAGAGAAGUAAUGGCAACACUCCUAGGUUCAUGUCCAAGCCUGUCUGCCAGGUUUUGUCUGCUGGCUACACGGCGCCUACAUAGUCAGGCUACAAGACACGUUAUCAGUCCACAUACUCAGAAUGUCUCACAGUGGAAGGAAGCUGUCCAUAUAUUAAGACACAGAAUCCUGCAAGAGCGUUCGAUCAGUCCUCUCUCACUAGGUAGAAAAGUAUUAAUCAGAACUUUGUUUAACCAAGGAUGUACACAGAAUGGUCGUGUUAGCAUCCUACCACUUCUAAGACAGGGAAAUAGAUCUGUGUAUAUGAGGUAUAUGUCCAGUGGAAGUGGAGGACAAACUAUGAGUAAGACAGAUGCAGUAUUAUAUUUACUGUCACUCCUGAUGCUGUGUACAGGACUGGCAUACUCUGGAGUACCAUUGUUCAAGAUAUUCUGCAGGCAAUUUGGCUUUGGUGGCAAUCCUGAGUUAAGCAAAGGUCACGAUAGGUCAAAGGUUGGUACCAUGGAAACAGUGGAAGAUAGAGAAAUAAUUGUGACCUUUAAUGCUGACCGUCAUGCUGCAAUGAAAUGGAACUUUCAACCUCAACAGACAAAAAUAAAAGUGAAACCAGGGGAGACAGCUUUAGCUUUCUAUGGGGCAGAGAAUCCCACUGACAAACCUAUAAUUGGUAUUGCAACAUAUACAGUCACUCCAUAUAUAGCAGCCCCAUAUUUCAAUAAAAUACAGUGUUUUUGUUUCGAAGAACAGAUACUUAAUCCACAUGAAAAGGUGGACAUGCCCGUGUUUUUCUACAUUGACCCGGACUAUGAUGAGGACCCGGAACUAGAGUUUGAAAAUAACAUCACGUUGUCGUACACAUUCUUCGAGGCAAAGGAAGGCAUGAGUCUUCCACUCCCAGGAUUCCUGAAACCAACACAAGAAACUACAUGAAAAAAAAAUGCUCAUUUAUUGUCAUUUUUGCAACACUUUUAUCUGUGAUCAUUUUAUAUAUGAAUAGUCAAUGGACUUAUAGAUGGUCAGGCGAAUGGCUCAUUUAGAGAUCAUGUGACAUGCUCAUAAUUUACUUUCAGGCUUUUGACUUCAGAAAAGUUCAUAAGCUGUGGUUAUUAAAUGACUUAGGAGACUUAAAAAUCAUGGACUAAAGCUGCAAGGUUCUUGAAAGUGUGUAAGAACCGGAAUUUAUUAAUAAAAUGUAAUGGAACUAGAAGCGUUGCUAAGGAAAGUGUGGAAGAGGAUCAUUCAUGAACUGUCUAAAAUAGGUUGAGAGCUAUAAAUGCCUCACUAAUUGAAUAUUCAAGAUUUUAUUUCAAGGACAUAUAUACUAACAAAUUUUCAGGGACAUAAACACUAAAAAAAAAAAACAGUAUGGUAUAAAGAGGCUUGGUUGCUGAAAUUUUGUUAUCCCAAGUCGAUGAAACUGGGAGGUGGGGUAUUGAAAUGUGCAUCCGUCCACAGCCAUUUCUCAGUAAGUAGCAGGUAGAAUUUCAUAAAACUUUAAUAAACAUGAACCAAAAUACUGUGAUGAUGCCCGUCAAGUUUUUAUCUGGGUCCACCCCUUAUUUCCAGAGUUAUGGACCCUGAAAUAUUCAAAAAUGCACAUUUUCAAUAUUUUUUUGCCAUUCCUCACCACAAACCCUUUUGGCGGGGGAUACCAAUUCAAUGAAUUUGCUUGUUUGUCUUACAUAUGUUAGUACUGGGAAAGGCAAUUUUGAUGGUAUUUCUGUUACAUAAAUUCGGAUCUGUAGCAAAACCUUGUGAUUUGGUUUUAUUGACAACCUGCCAGCUUCAAAUAGUGAAGGAAGUCAUACUAGUGAAAGUGAUCUUAUCAUUAUGCUUUUAUACAAUACUUAUAAAAACAUAGUAAAAUGAUUAUUCAUAAUCAUGCAAACACUGUCAUUCGAAAAAAAUAAAGUAACAGGAUAUAAAUCAGUUGUUGAAAAAGGGUGAUCGUAAUGCUUUUCUUUUACUUGAGGUUUUCUUGUUGACUAGCCACUAGACUGGUAAUAAAACAUUAAAAAAUUACAUGUUUUAUUUCGAUUGAAUUUCGUUUGAGUCAAAGUCAGUUUCUCACAGAACAAUUGAAAGAUUGUCAGAAUAUAGACUUGAAAGAAGGAUAUAGACUGGCUCCAUUCACAAGAACUGAAAAUAAAAAAAGAAAAUAUAACAGAAGUAUGUCAUAGUGCAGGAGCUAGUCUAGUUUUAUUAUGCCCCAACUUUUACGUGGAGAGCACAUAGAGUUGUUGCUGUCCAUACAUCGGUAUUUACAUCCCAGAAUCUAUGUCCAACUCUUCGCUCAGUAUUCGCUUGAUUUGCUUCAAUCUUUCACAGAAAAACAAGCUUGGUGUGCAGAUGACAAGCAACUCCUUAAACACUUUUUAAUGCGGAGGGAUUAUAGGAAUGGUCUGCGUCCUUCCGUCCAUAACAAAAUCGUGUCCGGUCCGUAUCUCCUAAACCCCUUGAAGGAUUUUCAUGAAACUUGGGUCAAAUGAUCACCUCAUCAAGACGAUGUGCAGAACCCAUGAGUCAGCCUUGUCGAUUCAAGGUCAAGGUCACAACUCAAGGUCAAAGGUUUGAGCCUGCCAUUUUGUGUCCGCUCUAUAUCUCCUAAACCCCUUGAAGGAAUUUUAUAAAGCUUAAGUCAAAUGAUCACCUCAUCAAGACGAUGUGCAGAACCCAUGAGUCAGCCAUGCCGGCUCAAGGUCAAGGUCACAACUCAAGGUCAAAGGUUUGAGCCUUCCAUUUUGUGUCCACUCUAUAUCUCCUAAACCCCUUGAAGGAUUUUCAUCAAACUUGGAUCAAACGAUCACCUCAUCAAGGCGAUGUGCAGAACUUAUGAGUCAGCCAUGUCGCCUCAAGGUCAAGGUCACAACUGAAGGUCAAAGGUUUGAGCCUUCCAUUUCGUGUCCGCUCUAUAUCUCCUAAACCCCUUGAAGGAAUUUUAUAAAACUUGGGUCAAAUGAUUACCUCAUCAGAACAAUGUGCAGAAAUUAUGAGUCAACCAUGCCAGCUCAAGGUCAAGGUCACAACUAAGGGUCGAAGGUUUGAGCCUUCCAUUUGGUGUCCACUCUGUAUCUCCUGAACCCCUUGAAGGAUUUUCAUCAAACUUGGGUCAAAUGAUCACCUCAUCAAGAACUCAUGAGUCAGCCAUGUCAACUCAAGGUCAAGGUCACAACUGAAGGUCAAAGGUUUCAGCUCUGUAUCUCCUAAACACCUUGAAGGAUUUUCAUGAAACUUUGGUCAAAUGAUCACCUCAUCAAGACGUUGUGCAGAAUUCAUGAGUCAGCCAUGUCAGUUCAAGGUCAAGGUCACAGCUAAAAUCAAAGGUUUUACCCUUUCACUAUCCAUAGCAGUGGCGGGGGAUUUAGCUGUCUUUCAGACUGCCUUGUUAAAGGAAUGGAUUUGAAGUUGCUCAUUAUGCAAAACUUUUUCGGAAUACUAUUUGUUUCAAACUUUUUAAGUCAAACAUAAUUAUGUUAUGUGAAAAUGGUCUGUACUAAAAACUUGCUUCACAGUAUGUUGGGGCAUCCCUGUCCUAUGGGCAUAAUUAUAGUUGGAUCUUGGGUUAACUUUCAUUGUUUAAAAAUCAGCAUUUGUAUACCUCAGUGUAGUUAAUCACUAAUUGUUGAUUCAUAGUGUUAAGUAUAAGACCUGUCUAGGUGAUAUAUAAUAUAUACUGUUUCAACAUUCGAUUUAUGUAGACAUUAGCAUUAUUCUAGUGUAAAAAUUGGUCAUCUGUGAGAUCUGGUUAAAGAUAUUUAAAUGAUGUUAUGUUUGAAGUAAACUGUCUGUUUUGAAAAAUAAAUCUUUUUUGCAUUUA
Mercenaria mercenaria is the source of this 3915-nucleotide messenger RNA. Its product is annotated as cytochrome c oxidase assembly protein COX11, mitochondrial-like. Bases 108 to 1028 code for a protein of 306 amino acids. The transcript is spliced from 6 exons. Gene Ontology annotation, cellular component: mitochondrial inner membrane. Gene Ontology annotation, molecular function: copper ion binding. Lineage: Eukaryota; Metazoa; Mollusca; Bivalvia; Venerida; Veneridae. The record is from RefSeq and is a predicted model, not a curated record.